AUGUAUAGACACAUGUAUACUGGAAUGCUGCUGCUGCUAAGUCGCCUCAGUCAUGUCCGACUCUGUGUGACCCCAGAGACGGCAGCCCACCAGGCUCCCCCGUCCCUGGGAUCCUCCAGGCAAGAACACUGGAGUGGGUUGCCAUUUCCUUCUCUAAUGCAUGAAAGGAGAAGUGAAAGUGAAGUCGCUCAGUCGUGUCUGACUCUUAGCGACCCCAUGGACUGCAGCCUACCAGGCUCCUCCAUCCAUGGGGUUCUGCAGGCAAGGGUACUGGAGUGGGUGCCAUUGCCUUCUCUGAGACUGGAAUACUACUCAGCCAUAAAAAGAAACAACGCCACUUGCGACAACAUGGAAGGACCUACAGCUAGUCACACUGAGUGA
Messenger RNA from Rangifer tarandus platyrhynchus (Svalbard reindeer), 381 nucleotides. NCBI's taxonomy places the organism in Eukaryota, Metazoa, Chordata, Mammalia, Artiodactyla, Cervidae. The record is from the annotation of a GenBank genome assembly.